Molecule: messenger RNA, 4319 nt
Organism: Dendronephthya gigantea
Lineage: Eukaryota; Metazoa; Cnidaria; Anthozoa; Malacalcyonacea; Nephtheidae
Exons: 28
Coding region: 74-3391 (1105 amino acids)
Biological process (GO): semaphorin-plexin signaling pathway; positive regulation of cell migration; negative chemotaxis
Molecular function (GO): chemorepellent activity; semaphorin receptor binding
Source: RefSeq, a predicted model, not a curated record
UUGGGCCUCUUCGCUUGUGACUGUUUCAAGCUUUGUUCAAGAACCUCGAAAGCAUCUAAGGAUUGUCAAGAAGAUGAAGUUUUUUUGCAUUUGUGUCCUAACUGUCAUAACAGUUGUGCUCUGUCAAGUGCCAUUUCAUGACAACAUGUCAAAAGUUACCCUUUGUCCAGAUUGUACAAAGUUUUCAAGUGUAAAUAUCAAAUCUAACUUUUCUAAUUUUGCUACUAUAUUGAAAAUAGAAAAUACACCAACGUUUUUGGUUGGUGCAAGCGAUGCCCUACUUCUGAUAAACCUAAACGGGGAUCUUAUUCGUCAAACUACUAUAAAAAGCAAGGAGAAUGAUUAUAAGUUGUGUCUAAGACAGAAUUCAGACAGUUGUGCCAAUAUCAUUACCAUGAUUAUCCCACUUGGGGAAGCUGGUUUGGUGCUAGCCUGUGGUACAAAUGCUGAAAUAAAGUAUUAUUGUUGGGAAGUAAAUGGAACGAACAUUAUUGGAACACCACAGGAGAAGACGUUUUACACAGCAGCAGAAGAUGUCAGAUAUGUUGUGUCUGGUUCAAGCAUAUUUAUAAGUUCUGAAACUAAAUAUCAUAGUCGACAGAAUGGGAAGUUAAAGAGAGUGAACCUAGAUGAAGAAAACGGCCGUCCUGACCUGGAGUUAACAAUAAUUGAUAUUGAUCCUGUCUUCAUUUCUCUUUAUGAAUUUGGAAAUUAUAUCUAUUAUUUGUUCACUGAUUUGUCAGAGGAAGCUGUUGAAGAGAAAACCAGGAUAACUUACUCGCGCAUUGGACGACUAUGCAAGUAUGACCGAGGAGGUGAAAGCCAUACGCCCAGCAGAAAUUUUUUUCAAACUUUCUCCAAAGUACGGUUGUUGUGUUUCACGACAACAAGCCAGGAAAAAUUCCAUUACAAUAAUCUAGAGUUUACAUCAGUUGUUACCGGAGAAGAUGGCGAGGUCUAUAUUUAUGGUCUAUUUAGAGCCGCGAGACCGGCAGAUAAAAUGUUCGCAGUUUGUCGAUAUUCACUGUCAAAUAUCGAGAAAGCAUUUGAAAGUGGGAGGUAUUACGAUACUCGAAGUAGCCAGAAAGCUGUUUUUGUGGCUGAUUCUGGCGACCCCAGGCAGAAAACGUGUAAUUCAUCUCUGGAUACGAAAGCUGUCAGGCGUAGUUAUUUUCAAACUAACAUACAAAGUCGUCAACUGCAUGUUGCUGUGGUUGAACCUGAUGGUGGCCGCCCAGUAGCAACACGCAACCACAAUACAAAGAUAAUGAAAAUGUUGGUUGAUUCAGACACUAUAGCCAACACGUCCUAUGAAAUCGUGCGACUUUUUUAUUCCAAUUUGAUGCACGAGAUUUUUGUUCCGAAAAACUUUUUCAACGAUAAAGAUGUGAAAACGUAUUUAUCAGUUAGAAAAAUUAGCGAGCAACCAUUGCACGUCGCAGAUGUUGUGAAUAUGAAGUUCUCCGGUGUUAAACCAUCUGUCUCACCGAAAGCAUCAUCAACACCCAGACCCACAACCAUCGAAGCAACCACACCCCAAAACACAUCACCCACUCCCAUUCUAACGGACCCCGUAUCUUCAGCAACACCUUCGUCGGGAAACUCAACCCGAAUUCCCGUUCAGCCCAAUAAUACAUCGCCAACCAAUCUAACGACGACGAAAUCUUUGCUACGGCGUAGAUUUUUCGCCCCGCCAAUGUCUGAUUCUUCAUCAAAACCGAAGCCUCCUUCGCGCUCGACUGGUUUCAUGAAUUAUCCUGGCCAGAAAACAGUAAUCGUCGCCGCAGAUGAAGCACUGUUGUUUGUUCCAGUGGCAUCUUGUGGUGCCCAUACCUCUUGUAGGGAUUGCGUUGAAGCUGCGAAUCCUUAUUGUGGAUGGGACAAUGGAAAAUGUGUUCAACUCAACUCAAGCAAAAAGAAAAGUACGAUUAUUCAAGAUAUAAAAAAUGGCGACUAUGAGAAAGUCUGUCCUUCAGUUGCUGCUUCGUGUAAGGUCGUUCAGACGAACAAAUUGAUUCCAAAAGCAGAAAUUAUCCUGCAGUGUUCCGCUUCGGGCGUUCCAGAACCGACCAUAUUAUUUUGGACCAAAGACGGCAAACGGUUGCCUGGGAACUCGAGCGAACUCAAGAUAUCAAACUAUACCCUAAAGACUGCUGGAACAUACGAGUGUCACGUACGCAAUCAUCUCUCAUCACAAAGCUGUUCUGUGAAAAUUCCUGGCUCGCCGCCUAAAAUCCAGUGCAAAGUCACAAAGGAUUUUAAGUUAGCCUGCAGUGCAAGCGGCUACCCUCAUCCGAAGCUAGUCACACAGACGAAAAACAAUCAAUCAGAAGGCUCCGUGGUCAAGAUAGAAAAGGACGAGUCUCAGAUUGUCGCCUACAACGCUUUUGGCGUCAAAUCCAGUGGUAUUUAUAAAAUUAUUACAAAAACAUUCGAGUUUGCAAUUAAAGAUGUUACAUGGAGCGAUGAUUUACUGGACACCGGAAGUCAAGCGUAUCAAGAUUUAAGAGGAAGAGUUUUGAAUGGAUUAAAAGAAUUGUACAAGGGGAGCAAUUUGUUUCAAAAAGCGAAGAUUAUUUUUAGGAAAGGGAGUGUUAUUGCAAUCACGGAAGUAAGUGGUUUGAAGACUCCAACUUCAGAUGAAAGCGAUUUAACUCGUCCACUGGAAGACGCGAUCCAAGGAAAGACAAAACUUGGUGAUUUAAACGUAUCCAAACCUGUACCCACUCAAAAACCAACGACGCCUGGUAUGUCAGAUCAGCAAAGUACGAAUGCCCCGCCGUCUGCUCCAAGAACCCCAGGGUCCAGGAAUUCUUCGACAGGUAAACAAACCCGUUUGCCAACGACUUUGCCAAAAACACGUUUGCCAAGCACACGUUUGCCAACUUCUCGUUUGCCAACUUCCCGUUUGCCAACUUCUCGUUUGACAACCCGUACACAGAUUAUAUCCUCAAGACAAGGCUUAGUCACAAAACAACCAGUCGCUCAAACAUCUCCGUCAUCAGGCGUACCAAUAUGGCUGUUGAUUUUAUUAUUGAUUGUGAUUGGCCUCAUCGUGUUUGUGUCAGGGUACUUCUGCGGCAGGAAGGGAAUACCGUGGUCGAAGCUUUCCCGACGCUUUCGACGACGGGAUACGAAUAACUCUCCGGAAUCCGCCGAGGAUUGCGAUAACGGAGAGAGGAUGACGAGGAUGUCCCGGUCAGAAAAAGCCAGAGAAAGCGAACGAAUGUUACUUCGAAAGGAUGAAAACGAUGGAAAGAGACAGAAAAGCCCUGCAAAGAACAACCAUGAUCUUACGAAUAACGUGUCAAAAGACGGCUCAGUUGAAAUAAAAAAACAUUACAGCAGCGAGGAAGAGAGCCGGCCAUUGUCAGGUCAAAGUUCGUGUUAACAGCAGGCGGAAUAUUCGCCCUAAUUUACGAAGAGAUUCCGAAGUGUUCCGAGCCAUUAGACAACAACAGUCUAGCAAAGCUUUUAAGAAACUCGCAUUGUUAAUAUUCCUUUGUAAACUCUGUUGCCAACCGGCGAAGAUACGGGAUGAGUAUAGCCAUGAGCCUUGAGGUUCGUGUUUGAAAGUGAAAAGAUCUAUUGUGAUUCGAUGGCUGUUUUUUAAUUCUUUCGCUAUUCGCUUCCCAUGGAACAAAUGGAUAACCACAAGCUUAAAAGGUUCAGAUUUUAAAAUCGGAGAUGUAUCAAUCUGCGUGUUUUAGUGCACCAAUUCGAUUGGACGCGAUAUAUUUUAAUGAACCAUCACAAGCAAGGAUUGAAAUUGUUGGGAACGUUGUUUGCCGAUAUUUCUAAGAAUGCAAGAAUAAGAAGCAAAGUACUGAUAACGGCAACGCACCACUUGACCAGUGGCUUUCAAACAUUGAUAAUAUGACAUUUGACGAUUUAAACCAUGUGAAUAUUAUUUAUAUUAGCCUAAUUUGGGAUAGAUUUUAAGCAGUUUUUCUCAACAGAAAAUAGAUAAUUAUAUAUAUAUGUAACAUAGGAAUUUCAAACCUUUAUAAAAGUAAGGUUUUCUCUUAAAGCUCAGAACAAUUUAGCCUGCAUUUCACAAGCGAAUUCAAGAACUUUUUAAGAAGUGUGGAUUGCUGUGAUUUAGCCCUAAAAAGAGUUGAAACGUUUUUGAUUUUUUAAAAUCUAAUAGAGAAAAAAUAUCAUCUAGUUAUAGUAAACUGUUUAUCUAUGAAAGCAAAGUUUCUCGAUACUGAAGCAGUUUGUAAGUCUUCAGAUAUCGCCUCGUGGUCUACUAACUUGAUAGUCCAUGUUGUUUUUGCUUUUUUAAUGCAGAAAGUGUUGUUAUUAAACAUAUCUCU